CUCAAUUUUAGUAUUUUAAAAAUUAUUUUAUUAACAGCUUGCUACAUUAUUGACGGGAAUCAACCAAAAUUUUAUAUAGAGAAAUUUUUAAUUAUUAAUUUCAAAAUGGAGGUUGCAAAUUUAACGAGUACUUUACACACAAUUCAAAUGAUAUCCAUCGCAACUUAUAUGCAAAGAUUGAGUAAUUUUUUGCAUUUAAGUUACAAUUUAAAUGUCAAUGACAAAAAUAAUAGUAUGGCAAUUAUUAAUUCCUUUGUUAUUUAUUUAAAUACUUAUGAGAAAAAUGAUAUUGAUACAAAUUUUCUAACCUAUUGGUUAUUAAAUGACAAUGUUUAUUACGACAAAGCCAAUGAUAUAAAUAUUAAAUAUAAUUCUAUGUUUAAAAAAAUGUUAUUCGAUCAUAUAAUUCAUCAUGUUGUUUUUAAUGAUUAUGGUAAUGUUUAUGGAUUUUUAGCAGAACAUGUUCGUAAUUCAGAAAGUCUUCCAACACUUCAUAAUCUCUUUGAAAAUGUAGUAUUAUCAUUAAAUUUUUUAAGAAUUCGUUCACAAAAUUCACUAAGUGAUAAAGUAAUUAGAAAAAUAUUUAACAAAAUAAUUGUUCCACUUUCUUUGGAAUUGAAAAAUAAUCUUUAUAUUAAUUCAUUGGAUUUUAUUUAUGCUCAAGCUGGUUGUCGUUUUUCAUAUUUAAUCAAUAGAGAAAAUUCAAUUCCAAAUUCUUGGUUGACCGAUAACGAAAGAAGAAAUAUAUUUCAAACAUAUCUUGAAAUUGGAUUAGCAGUAAAACAAAUGGCAUCUUAUAAAAUAAUUGAUAAAUUAUCGUUGAAAAUUUUUGCACUACCAGCACUACUUAAUUAUGUUUAUAUUAAUAAGGAAAAAUUACGUGAUAUUGAAAUGACAACAAUUGUUUCUGAUAAAAAUCAUUGGACAAAUGCUUAUGAUAAUUUAUUUUCCUAUCUACACAAUUCAAAUGAUUUAAUAAUAAAAACAAAAGCAGAAGAUCCAAAAUAUCAAUAUUAUUUGGCUGUUUUACAUUUUAAAAAUUAUACAACAUUAGUGAAAGAAGAAUUAACAAAAAAAUGUAUAUUUGCCCAUGGAACACAAUUAGAAAAUGAAAUUAACAAGUAUAUUAAUAAUACAGCUAAUUAUACAUGUUUAGGUUCACAAAAUUUAUUACCAUUAGAGCAAUUUUUCAAAGAACAAGUAAAUGAUAUGCUUCACAAAUAUUAUCAGUUUAAAAUAAAAGAAGAAGAAGAAAAAAAUGAAACUAUUACAAUUGAUCGAUAUGAAAUUAAUAAUAAAAUAUUUGUGAAUUGUAAAAAUUUAUCAGAAGAUGAAAAUAUUUUAGAAACAGAACAUAAAUACUGUUUAUCAUUAUUGUAUUCGUGUAUUGUCGAUUUAAUUGAAGGAAAUCCAAUUAAUUUAUUAACAAAUGAUAAUUGUCCAAUUAGUGGAGGAAUUCAUAUUAAUGAGGUGACAAAAUUUUAUGAUUUAAUUCAACAUUUAACAACAAUUAAAACACGUAAUGAAUUUUCUAAAUUGGGAACAACUAUAAGAACAAUAGCAUUAAUGUCAUCGAUUUUAAGAAUAUUGAGAGAUGAAAAAACAUUUUGGAGAUUGAAGAAUAUUAAUAUAAAAAAUAAUACAUUCGUCGAAUUAGGAAUUCCCAACGCUGCAGGAAUUAAUCAUGGAUUUGAAAUUCAUUCUAUUUACAGUCCUAAUGAUGUAUUUCUAAUAGAAUAUCUUAUAAAGAAAAUUGGAAUAAGAAGUUCUAUUUUAUUUGAAUUUUUAUUUAAAUCAUAAUAUCUUAUUAAUUUUUAAAAUUAUUUCUUUGGAAAGGGUACAUAAUUUUUUAGGGUUUUCUGAAUUAAUUAGAUUGAUUAAAUUAAUUAAAUAGAAUAAAUAAAUUAAG
Messenger RNA from Leptopilina boulardi, 1909 nucleotides. RefSeq lists its product as uncharacterized. The record is from RefSeq and is a predicted model, not a curated record. NCBI's taxonomy places the organism in Eukaryota, Metazoa, Arthropoda, Insecta, Hymenoptera, Figitidae. The transcript is spliced from 2 exons. The coding region runs from base 106 to 1800 and encodes 564 amino acids.